Brassica rapa (field mustard) is the source of this 1159-nucleotide messenger RNA. RefSeq names its product F-box protein At5g52880. The record is from RefSeq and is a predicted model, not a curated record. Gene Ontology annotation, molecular function: protein binding. Lineage: Eukaryota; Viridiplantae; Streptophyta; Magnoliopsida; Brassicales; Brassicaceae.
CGCUCGAUCCCCACCCCCGUGGCGGGUCAAAUGGGGCGGGCCCGGCGGGCUUCGAUUAAAUUCCCAGGCCUGCAGAAAAGAGAACAAUAAUUGCGCAAAACAUGAAACCUGGGAUAGAUGAUCAAAGCAAACCCCAGACGAUGAUUCAAGAAAAAUAUACGAAGAGAUACCAAAAUCUAAAGGUAGCAGAAGCCCUCUCGAAUAAUCAUCUCUACCCAUUUGCUUGCAAUGAACUGAGCUCCAUUAUAGAUCUUGGUUACUCUCAAUUACCCAAAGACCUCAAAGCUUUCAUCUUUCGAGAUUGUCUCUCCGCCUUUCGUCUUCUUCCCGAGAUGAACACAUCAGCUGCUGUUUCAGCGGCUAACCUUCUCGUGAAGAGCGUGGAAUCAGCAUUCCCUAAACAGAAGAAGAACUUAGCCAUUGUAGAGUUUAAGCAGGCAAAAGUAGCACUUAAGAGACGCACUAAGAGCCAUGACGAACAUAUAGAUUUGCCUUCACUUCCACAAGAUAUCCUUGUUCAUAUCUUCAGUUUCCUUGAUUUAUAUUCCUUACUCUCCUCAUCCCAAGUCUCUCGCUCAUGGAACCAAGCAACGUCUGAAGGCUCUCUGUGGCGUUCACUAUUUGAUCUUCACUUUACUCACAAAGUCUUGAUUCAUAUUUAUCCCGGUAUUGACUGGAGAGAAGCCUUUAAGAACGAAUAUAUCUUGUAUAAAUCAUCAAAGAUGUUAAGAUCUGGUCGGGGAUACUGCAGUUACUGCGACUCCGUUGUUUGGCACGACAACUUGAGAUGUCCGAAGAAACAAUGUCGGUUGAAAUCAGGCAAGAAGCCACUCGACCUCAUGUUAACUCACCAGGUUGUUAACUAUUUACUGGGGACAACGAGUUCGUCUGAUGAAAGUGAUUCGGAGGAUGAGGCUGUUCGUGGACUAUGGGCUUAUCCUACGCUACAGUAGCUUCGUAUCUUUACCAAACUAUCAUAUCUGUGUAAACUCUUUUACUCAUAUGCACCUUCGUAUUCUGAGUUAGUAUUUCAGUAAGAGACAAAACAGCAAACAUCUCUUUCUUCCUUGGGCUUGUAGGCUCUUGUGGGUCUUGGGCCCCAUCUGUUAAUAUGAAUAUAUUUGUGAAAUUGUAUUUCGUAUACCCAAUUUUUUCCCCA